UAAAGCUGCAGAUGCUCGUAUUCGUUAUUCUUGUGAAGCUAUCGCAAAGUUUCUACUUGUAGAAGGCACAAGUAAUAUUACUUACACUCUGGAUGAAUUUCGAGAAUAUCUCGAAUCGAUCAAGAAUAAAAACUUGCUUUUAAUGAGAGAGGAAAGUGAAUCUAUACUCUCUGAUUUAUAUGUGCUGCAUCGUAAAACUAAAUAUGGAGAGACUCCCACUAGACACUGGACAACGUACGUUGGUGAAGUUAUAAAGAAUUUUGAAGAAUCCCUUGUGAGGAAUAUGAGAGGAACCAUGUUAUCAAUUUUACAAUUUUUUCGUGGAAAACCUUUGCUUCAUGUCGAAGUUGACCUAUCUCCCGAUUAUUUCGUGACGUUCAACCCUGACAUAAAGGAAAUUGAUGCAGCGUUGAAUAGCAUUGUUGCAAUACCUACUCAAUAUAUUUAUUCAACUGACGAAUUUAUAAGGAUUUUGAAAUUCGGAAAGCUCUCAGAAACCAAUGAUAAUUUCGUGCAUUUCAAUGAAGCCGUAGAAGAUUUAGCGAGCCGAGUGAAAAUAGCGAUAACGUCUGGACUAAAAGAUAUCGAGGAGUUUAUAAUAGCAAUUUCAAUUGCAGAGCGUAUUUCAAUAAUUCAUGACACUGUCAAAUCAUUUGCACAUGAAGAACGAGAAGAAUUGGAAUCUGCAAUUCAAUGGUGCGAAGAAAUCCUGGAGAUGGCACAUAAUUUGGAAAAUGCAAUCAGAAUUAACUUCGUGCUGUUGAAUACUCAGAGCCUGAAAAUUCGCGUAUCAACGGAAUGUGAAAAUUUAAAAGACCUGCUUUUUGUUGAAUUGAGUAAAUUUAUUGCCUCCGAGCUUGCGUUGGAGAGAAUACAGACCGACGAUAACACUUGAUCAAUCACG
Fopius arisanus is the source of this 904-nucleotide messenger RNA. RefSeq lists its product as uncharacterized. The record is from RefSeq and is a predicted model, not a curated record. NCBI's taxonomy places the organism in Eukaryota, Metazoa, Arthropoda, Insecta, Hymenoptera, Braconidae. The transcript has 3 exons. The coding region runs from base 143 to 895 and encodes 250 amino acids.